AUGAUCUUUUCUCAAGGCGUGAAGCCACUCCGAGUCUAUAAGGAAACAGCCCAACUGCUCCGGCUAGGCAUCCUAGGAAAAGAACCUCCUUGGUAUCAAGUCGUUGCAUCGGUUCCGCCCUCAACCAUUUUAAUCAGAACAACCCCAGUUGAGUUCGACAAGCCCCCGCAAGAUAACUCUAAAGCCGUAGGCAAGAAUGUGAAGAAGAAGAGCAAGAGGUUCUUCCGACCACGAAAUAUUCAAUACCCGGAAGACGAUCUCCGCAAAAAAUUCUUCGCAGACCACCCUUGGGAAUUGGCUCGCCCGAGAAUAUUGGUCGAGGAUAGUGGAAAUGAUAGCUUGAGUUACGACUGGAGCAAGUUACAACAACCUGGAAGGGCUGUCGACGGUGAGAGUGUUGUACAAAGGCAAAUGUGGCUGAUGGAGGAGGGGAACGGAAAUCUAUCAAAAUCUGCCGCAUAUGAUGUGGCAAGAAAGGAGUUUUAUAGACUUAGAAUGCGAUCAGAUAUCGAACGAAGGAUCGCUGCAGAGGAGGCGAGGUCUGUUGGCGCAUUCUUUGGUAAAACACACCUGCAGAUAGGGCUCGAACUCGAAGAAAAAUCAUUGUUAGCUUGGAAGAUCAAGGCGCAAGAAGCAGUUGCAAAGAGACAGCAAAGGAUCGAGGCUAUGGCGAACCCAGGGAGCAUCGACGCGGACGUUGGGGACGAAGACGGGGCUACUGAUCCACCUGGAUUAGCUAGCACCCCCGAAGCACGUACAAGCCCGGUAGAGCCAUCGAACCCACAAGGGCCCUAG
Messenger RNA from Orbilia oligospora ATCC 24927, 795 nucleotides. RefSeq lists its product as uncharacterized. Gene Ontology annotation, cellular component: mitochondrial small ribosomal subunit. NCBI's taxonomy places the organism in Eukaryota, Fungi, Ascomycota, Orbiliomycetes, Orbiliales, Orbiliaceae. Gene Ontology annotation, molecular function: structural constituent of ribosome. The record is from RefSeq and is a predicted model, not a curated record. The transcript is spliced from 2 exons. The coding region runs from base 1 to 795 and encodes 264 amino acids.